GGGUCCAGGAGGCUGAGAAGGGAGGAAGGGGGAGGGGGGACGAAGGGAUAGGGAGUUGGUGCCAUGAGCAUUGGGUGAGGCAUGUCUGAGUCGCAGUGAUCAGUUGAGACGGAGAGAUAGUUGGGUUGGGUUGGGUUGUGGGUUCUGGGGAAUAGCCCUGGAUGAUUUAUUGUCGAGGAAUCUUCGCCCUGGGGGUUGUUUGUUUGUUUGUCUGUGUGGGUUGCGUCGAGGAAUGGUGUUGAAAGGGGUGGUGUGAUAAGAGUGUUUUUUUUUUUUUUUUUUUUUUUUUUUUUUUUCUCGUGGCUUUUGUGGGGAGGAUGAUGGUGAAUGAGGUUUAGGGGACUUGAGAGCUCGGGGAGUAAGCUAAUUUUUUGAGGUUUGGUCGUUUGAAGUUGGCUCGAAGUUGUUUAGUGCUUUGAGCUUGUUUCUACAUUUAUUGGGUAGUAUAGUUUUAAUUUUAUUUUUUUUGUUUAUUUAUUUUUGUUUUGUUUCGUUUUGCUUUUUUGGGUUUCGCUUUGAUUUAUUCUUUGGUCAUCUACGUGAUUUGGUGUUAAUAGUAAUUUUUUUAGGAUUUUGAGAUUCUCUGUGUUUGGAUGUGUUCAGCUCUUUUGGAGCCAGAUUACGAGGCUGAAGAAGGGUGUCAGUGAGUGUUGGAAGGGUUGAUUUUGUUUUCAUCAUUUUCAACCAUUGUUAUUGUUGUGGAAGUGAGGAUUGGAAACAGUGAGGUUAAACAUCAUGGAGGGUUUAGGGGGAGGAUACGAGGCGUUUGUGGAGCGGAUUCAGUCAGCAGCUGACACUGCUGCUAAGAGCUCUGGGAAUGCAUCUACUAGCAAUAAUACGUUACAUCCUCCACAAUCUCAGCUACAUCAGUUGCGUUUUGUUGGUUAUCCCUCCACUUCUCACCCGUUUACUGUAAAGAGGGAUGCAUCUCCUGGUCAUUCGGAUGGUUCAAUGAGGAUGAAAGAGUCGGUAGAGGUGUCUAUGCAAGAUGCAGUGAACUCUUCAGCCCCGCCCAGUUUCACUGGUUUAGGACAACCCCCUCGGAUGUCCAGUCCAGCUCACAAUUACAGCACUGACGUGAAUCAAAUGCCAGAUUCUCCUCCACGGCGGAGAGGCCAUCGCCGUGUACAGUCUGAGAUUGCUCUUCGCCUACCAGAUGAGGCGUCCUUUGAACGCGAAUUGCAUGGCUCAGAAAUGCCAGCACUGACUGACGACGGAAACGAGGAUCUUUUCUCUAUGUACAUUGACAUGGAGCAGAUCAACAACUAUAGUGCUACUUCUGGGCAGGCCGGUGCGAAAUCGACUGCAGGGGCAAGCAGUGUGCUUCCUCCAACGUCACAUCACUCUAGGAGUCCGUCAUUGGAUACUCUUGCAGGUUUGAAUAGUGACAGACCUGGAUUGGGAGGGAGCUAUUCUACGUCUUCUGAAGUCCGACGACUCCGACAUCAGCACAGUAGCUCAAUGGACGGCUCCACAUCUUUCAACAUGUCAGAUUAUGAGGGCUCUGAUAGGAAGGCUAUGGCUUCAGCGAAGUUGUCAGAAAUUGCCCUAAUUGAUCCCAAGCGCGCGAAAAGAAUUUUAGCCAAUCGGCAAUCAGCGGCUCGCUCCAAGGAGCGGAAGUUGCGUUACAUCUCAGAACUGGAACGCAAGGUGCAGUCAUUACAGACUGAAGCCACGACUCUCUCUGCUCAGCUUACACUAUUGCAGAAAGACACAACAAGCUUGACCACAGAGAAUAGCGAGCUCAAACUCCGGUUGCAUUCCAUGGAGCAGCAAGCUCAGCUACGGGAUGCUCUGCAUGAAGCUCUACGAGACGAAGUUCAGCGUUUGAAAGUUGCAACUGGUCAGAACUUGAAUAUGAGUGGGCAGCAUGUGUUUCAGACGCAGAAACUUCAGCAAUCAACACUUAAUAAUCAGCAGCAGCAAGCUUCACAGCCGCAGAUGCAUUCUGAUUACAUGCAACGGAGUGGAUAUGGUCUCUCAACUGGGUUUAUGAAGGCUGAAGGAUCAAGCAUCGCAAUCAAUCACGGGAGCACAGCCUCUUUUGGUUGAUUUGUGAUUAAUCCGUUGCUGAAGUAGUUCAAAAUCCUAGCAAAGCACCGUAAUUUCUGACCGACAUCCUUGGUUCUUAGUCACGCGAUGGUUUAUCGUUUGGGUUCACCGAAUGAUUUUGACUUGAGUAGGACCUUGACAUAAUGCCCUAGCUUACCACAUUCAGUAUUGUAGAGGACAACGGCUUCUACUUGGCACAACCAGCAUGUCCAAGUUUUUGGAUCUGUGGCUUCUUGAUGUUUUCAUGAUUUGAAUCUGGACCUAGAUCAAUUAUUCUUUGCUGGCUGUCACAGCCUUCCAUCGUCGGAGAUGAAGAUUAGCUGAGAGUACAGAAGACAAGAUUCUCUUGAGAAACUUCAUCUGCGAGGGACCGAUUAAUGCAGCCAUGGAUUUUUUGGGGCGCCGGUGGCUGCUUUUCUCAGAUACCAAGAUGGUGUGCUGUGGCUGGAUUAUUUCGUUCUGAAAAGACCGGGCUCACCCAAUGAAGUCUCGACAUGGAGGCUAGAUCUCCACACAUUUUUUUUCUUUUUCAAGCCAUGUAGAUUUCCUCACUCGUGAAGUCAAGCGUUCUGAACACAUUAGUGAGUUCAGGCUUUCGUCUUGUGAAUGAACCCUCAUAGUUUAUGUACACAGAAUUGCAAGUGUGUCGCCCCAAUAUUGGAUUCUAUGGUAGUUAUAGGAACCAUACUAGUGGACAUCUGUAUGGCCCACUUCAUUGUUUAUCAGGGGCAAAUUUUUCAACUAAGCUUUCCAUGCAAUUCAUCCUGCAGGUUGUUAUUGUAAGGAUUUCUGCUCUUAUCUGUAAACUUGCAGAAGGACAGCAUACUCGUGUCCUUGCUGUUUGGAAGGUUUUACUAA
This is a messenger RNA of Physcomitrium patens, 2910 nucleotides long. The record is from RefSeq and is a predicted model, not a curated record. Lineage: Eukaryota; Viridiplantae; Streptophyta; Bryopsida; Funariales; Funariaceae.